AUGUCUGCACCUCAGCAAUUUUUAGCAUCAAUUUAUAAAGCUGAGCCAAUUGAGAUUUAUCGAAUUUUACAAAGAAGUAGAAUUGAACCUUUCACAAUCUAUGACUCUCGUGGAUACACAGCUCUUCACAUAGCUAGUCUAAAUGGAAAUUAUGCAGUUAUUCAGUUUUUGGUAGAAUAUGUAAGCUUCAAUUAGGUUAAAGAAGUCUACGGAAGUCAGGCUUGUCAGCACCUAUCAGAUUGAGCCAACAUGAAAACUGAUGAAGGCUUCUUAAUCUUAAUUUUAAUUAGUAGAUGGGUGUGGCCAUAUUGGUUAUGCAGUCACAAAGGACUCUUGUGGAUUCAUCCACUUUGCGAAAUCCGCAGUCGGUAUAGUUGAUCGAUUGAGAUGACUUGGCUGGCAAGUUGCCUCUGACACCACCUUACUCCUUUUCUAGACCCUGAUAGCAUGAAAAUCUGGACUACCGUGAACUGAGCAUGCCUCCUGCUUGCCUCGCGGCUCCAAUGUUGAGUGGGAGAACUAUGAACUUCUACAGCCCUCUCUAGCGAUUCAGAAGUAGCUUGAUUCAGGGAGAAAGUCAGGAGUCUAAUGGGUGUUGGAUACUUGCUGGAGUAAACAAAGCCAUUGGAAAAACCCUAUUUUUUCCCUCGGGAGCGAAACAAAAUUUUUUUAUUAAAAAAAAAUAUUUUGUUAUAUAAGUGAUAAUUAGUAUAAUGAAAUCUCUAGCUAAUUCUGUUUAAUUUUAAGCCACUUUCAUUUUAAUACAUAAAUUUAACAAAUUAAAUUAAUAUUUGUUUUCCAAUUUUUACGAAUUGGGAUUUUUUUACAUAUCGGAAAAAAAAUUUUACUAUAAUAUUUUUUUUUUUUUAAAACAAAAAAAUUAACCUCCCUCAAGUGAACAAUCGCUAACGGAGGGGGAGUUAGUAGCGAUAGGAAAAAGCCUUAAUCCAUGGCCCAGGCUGCAACCCUUACUCCCCCCCCCUCCGUGAGUGAACAAAACCAUUAGAAAAAUCCCUAUUUUUUGCCCAAAAACCCACCCUCCGUGAGUGAACAAAAAUUUUUUAUGGAAAAAACUUUUGAUAUAUAAAUGAUAAUUACUAUAAUGAAAUAUAGAGCUAAUUCUGUUUAAUUUUGAACGAAUUGCUUUUUUAAAACAUAAAAUUUAUAAAUUAAAUUAAUUUUUGCUUUCCAAUACUUGCGAAUUAGGAUUUUUUUAAAUUUCGAAAAAAAAUAUUUUUUAUAAAAUUUAUAUAUAAAUUGUUUUAAAACAAAAAAAUUAACCCCCCUCCGUGAGUGAACAAAAUUUUUUUGUUCACUCACGGAGGGGGGGGAGUUAGUAAUGCGAUGAUAUGCAAUUUUAGAUAGACGGUAAACAUCAGGUUUUAAGGUGACCUUGGCGUGCCAAAAGAAAAUGUUUAUACUUAACCUUAAAGAGAGUUCUUGUCAUACGGCCCCAGUGCCUGAUAUAUGGAAAUCUGAAUUGUCCUUACAUUUUGAUAGCUUGUAGGCUGAUUUUCAGAAAACAUUUUUUAUGAGUAAUAGUCAUUAAUUUGGUAAACCAAAUUUAAUCUGGUUUACCAAAUCUGAAAUUAAUUUUUCAAGCGAAAUAAUUGGUUAAUAAAUAAAAAUAAAAUGGCAUUAACUUAUGGCAAAUAAUAAAGUUAAAAAAUAUUUCAAAAGUAUGAAUUUGUGCUCAAGUCCAAAGAGUGCAAAAUGAAGCACUCUUUCUCACUUAUAAUUUCCUUAAAUAUCACAUUUCCAAUCAAACCGCACCAAGAGGAAUUAGAGUUUUAAUUUUUAAGUUAAUGCCAUUUUAUUUUUCAUUUUCCGGCCAGAUUUGGUAAACCAGAUUAAAUUUGGUUUACCAAAUUAAUGACUAUUACUCAUAAAAAUGUUUUCUGAAAAUCAGCCUACAAGCUAUCAAAAUAUAAGGACAAUUCAGAUUUUCCAUAUAUCAGGCACUGGGGCCGUAUGACAAGAACUCUCUUUAAGGUUAAGUAUAAACAUUUUCUUUUGGCACGCCAAGGUCACCUUAAAACCUGAUGUUUACCGUCUAUAUAAAAUUGUAUAUCCUCUUCUGGUUCCUACGUGCGUGUCAGGUUACCUCUUUCGAAUUGCAGGAGCUGAAAAAAACCUGCUCGGAAAUACAUAAGCCCAUAUCAGACCUGAAUCUCAACUGGUUUCUCACCCAGUUCGUCUUGUCCAUAAAAUUAAGAAAAUUGCGUCAAGAGUUCGGGUGCUCUUAGGUUUACCAUUUUUACGUAUCCUGAUGAAGGCUUCACCCCACUGCAUUUUGCCGCAUUUAGAGGCCACCUCGUAAGAUCUACAUAGAAUAUCGUCAAAAAACUAAUUGAAAUUGGAGCUGAUAUAUAUGCUUUGAAUAGACAAGGGCUUGGAGUUAUGCACGUAGCUGCUCAGGCAGAUCAACCUUUAAUUUUAUCAUACUUCAAAGAGCAGAAUUUAUCUAUUGACCUUUUAGAUGAAAAAGAAGGAACUCCGCUUCACUGGGCAGCCUAUAUGGGAUGUGAAAUUUCUUCGUCACUUCUGCUUGCUUGGAAAUCGCCAGUAAAUCAUAGAGACAAAGACGGCCACACUCCUCUUCAUCUGGCCACUAUAGCUGGAAAUUCAAGGAUUGUGAGGAAUCUAUUGAUAAAAGGAGCUGACAGAAAGAUAAGAGUAACUUUAAAUUAGGACGCAAAAGGAAGAAUCCCUAUUGAUAUUGCUAAAGAAAGCAAAAACACAACGCUUAUUGCGAUGCUAAAGCCACCAACUUUGAUGUCUGAGUGUGGGCUGAAGCCUCCACUAAGACCUCCUCGGCCAGCAUAUAUAUCUGUUGGGACUUUUCUUUUCUUAUAUGGGGGCGGAUCAGUCGCAACCUUGCUAUUCAACGUGAGGUAUAUUGGUGAUAUCCUAUCUUAUGUGUAUGGCGGCAUUCUUGCAACGUCACUAUUCUUUUUUUUGUGUGUAGUCUCUAGGAAUCCUGGAUAUCUUGAAGGCGCUGUUGACGCGAACUUAUUUCAACUGUACGAUAAAUAUGAAAGCCACUUAGUCUGCCCUGACUGUAGAAUUUAUCGUCCAGCUAGAUCAAGGCAUUGCCAAUGCUGCGACAGAUGUGUAGAAAAAUUCGAUCAUCAUUGUCCAUGGGUCAACAACUGUAUAGCUGCAAGAAAUCUUGGACACUUUUUUAUUUUUAUUAAUACAGUCUGGGUUACACUUGCUUUCAGCAUUUAUGUAUGUCAAGAAGUACUUAGAAGUGAUGACACAGAGGAUGGAAUAAUUCCGCUUGACCUGUUUUACAGUAAGUUGAUUGCUGGAGCUUUAGGAAUCUUAGCACUUUUAUUUAUCAUUCCUGUGACUAUUCUUGUAGUUGUGCAUUAUCAGAAUUUUUCGAGAAAUACAACGACAAAUGAGAGAUUUUCGAAAGCUGUGAAUCGGUUAAAUGAGAAUGUAUCGGGGGCACAAGUGUCAUUUUUGAAGCCAAAUCAAAGCUUCGCACUGAAUUGUAUAGAGAUGUGCUUUAAUACAAAAAAACAUAGGAGAAAUUCUUGCGAGAUCAGGCCUACUGACUCUCCCCUUUUUAAAUUGGAACAAAAAAUUUUUUCCAACUAAAAGGGGUUGAUUUAUUUAAAAAAAUUAUUAGAAUUUUUCUCAUUUCAAAAAAUAAAAAAAAUAUAAUUGACACAAUAUUUUUUGAAUUUUAAUUUAUUUUAUGAAUAAUUAUUUUAAAAAGUUAACCGAUUCAGUAUGAAAACCGUUUAAAUAAUAUUCUACUUGAACUUUUCCCUUAAAUUAGGUCGAAAAUAAUCUUAUAAAAAUUAGAAUCUUUACUUAUAAAAUUUUCCUAUUGAAAAACAAUUGUUUUGGUUUAAAAGGGCGGAGUGAAGAGAAAUCGUUUGUGUUUAAAGAUAUUGUCGAAACUUAUAACAAGCAAGAGGCUACAGAUAUUAAUAGACUACAACUGCUAGACUUAUCUUAA
Messenger RNA from Blepharisma stoltei, 3976 nucleotides. The record is from the annotation of a GenBank genome assembly. Lineage: Eukaryota; Ciliophora; Heterotrichea; Heterotrichida; Blepharismidae.